GGGCAGGUUGGUGGCUCGGGUUUGUGUUUACAGCUCUGGACGGGUGGAUGCUGUUGGUUUCUGGUGUUUUAAAGAAACUGCAAUGUUGUUAAAACACGCUCAGGAUUAGUACAACCACAGCAACUGCAGGUGAUUUUGCUCAUCAUCUCCCACCUCCUCCUCCUGUCUUCCAUUCAUGAGCAGCGUGGCUGACUUUCACAACGACAGCCAUGGAUGACAAGGGCUCGGUGGGGAAGAUUAGUGUGUCGUCAGACUCAGUGUCCACUCUCAACAGUGAGGACUUUGUCCUCGUGUCCCGGCUUGGGGAUGAGACAACUUCCUCCACUAAUAAUGGUAGUGAUGACGAAAAGACAGGAUUGAAGGUGAUUUCUGAGGAAGGGGUCAGCUUUAAGAUUGUUGGAAAUGGGAGUGAGCAGCAGCUCCGAAGGGAGUUGGAGGAUGUCCUCAUGGAUCCAUCAGUAGCUGAAAUUGGGGUUGAGCAAGGUGGGGGAAUGGAGAAUCAAUUUGGUAACAACAAAGAUCUGCUGUCUUCUAUUGGAACAUCUGUACCACCGGGCACUGACCCUCUAAGUGCAACAUCUCCCAAGCUGGAGAUAGCACUUCCAGUUCAAACAGCCCAGGAGAGUGAGCUCAAUGAGAGGUCGUACCGAGCCGAUGAAUCGUCAUCAGAAGGAAGCCCUUGCAGUCCUAUACCAGAUGAGGACAGUGUUGUCUUCAGCCAGCUGACAUAUCUGGGUUGUGCCUCAGUCAAUGCUCCACGAAGUGAAGUGGAGGCCCUUCGCAUGAUGAGUAUUCUCAGAGGACAGUGCCAAGUCCCAUUGGAUGUCACACUGUCUGUGCCAGGCGUGUCAGAGGGCACUGUCAGGUUGCUGGACCCCCACAGCAGUACAGAAAUUGCCAACUACCCCAUCUAUAAGAUACUGUUCUGUGUGCGUGGUCAUGAUGGCACACCAGAGAGGGAUUGCUUUGCCUUCACGGAGAGCCACUACAAUGCGGAGAUCUUCCGGAUUCAUGUGUUCCGCUGCCAAAUACAAGAGGCAGUGAGCCGUAUUCUGUAUAGCUUCGCGACAGCAUUUCGGCGGUCUGCAAAGAGGGCACUGUUGUCAUCACAGCAAGCGGCUCCACUCACGCCCGACAGUGACUUGUUUACCUUCACUGUCAGCCUGGAAGUCAAGGAAGAUGAUGGCAAGGGUACUUUCAGUGCAGUUGCCAAAGACAAGGAUAAGCAGAGCUUCAAGCUGCGGGCCGGUAUGGACAAGAAGAUUGUCAUCUAUGUUCAGCAGACGUCUAAUAAAGAACUGGCCAUCGAAAGGUGCUUUGGCCUGCUUCUUAGCCCGGGGAAAAAUGUGAAGAACAGUGACAUGCACCUUCUUGACCUGGAGUCAAUGGGAAAGAGCUCAGACGGGAAGUCUUACAUCAUCACAGGAAGCUGGAACCCCAACACGCCUCAGUUCCAGGCUGUGAAUGAGGAAACACCUAAAGAUAAAUUUAUGUACAUGACAACAGCGGUGGACCUGGUGAUCACUGAGGUAGAGGAGCCGGUCCGGUUUCUGCUGGAAACGAGAGUCAGAGUCUGUGCUCCAAACGACAGGCUGUUUUGGCCAUUCAGCAAGCGCAGCCACACUGAGACCUUCUACCUUAAACUCAGACAGAUGGAACGUAAAGAACGCAAGAGUCCAUCCUCUGACACACUUUAUGAGGUGGUCAGUUUAGAAAGUGAGACUGAGCGAGAGAAGAGGAAGACAACAGCCUGUCCUGGUGUUCUUCCCAGCGGGCCCGGUGCCAUGGUUCCCUCGCCGCCUGAGGAUGACGAAGAGGAAGAUAAUGAUGAGCCUUUGUUAAGUGGCUCCGGGGACGUUUCCAAGGAGUGUGCAGAGAAGAUCCUUGAGACCUGGGGAGACCUGCUCUCCAAGUGGCACUUGAACUUGUCGGUGCGUCCCAGACAACUACCAGCUUUGGUGCGGAGUGGAAUUCCUGAGGCUCUCCGUGGGGAAGUGUGGCAGCUUCUGGCAGGUUGCCAUAAUAACGACCACCAGGUUGAGGAGUACCGAACUCUGAUAACUAAGGAGUCACCACAGGACAGCGCCAUCACCAGGGACAUCAACAGAACAUUUCCAGCUCACGACUAUUUCAAAGACACUGGGGGAGAUGGUCAAGACUCUCUUUAUAAGAUAUGCAAGGCCUACUCUGUAUAUGACGAGGAGAUCGGCUAUUGCCAGGGACAAUCUUUCUUGGCCGCUGUGCUGCUGUUGCACAUGCCAGAAGAACAGGCCUUCAGUGUUCUGGUCAAGAUCAUGUUUGAUUACGGCCUCAGGGACCUUUUCAAGCAGAAUUUUGAAGAUCUGCAUUGCAAGUUCUUCCAGCUUGAGCGACUCAUGCAGGAAUACAUUCCUGAUCUCUACAACCAUUUCCUGAAUGUGGGUCUGGAGGCUCACAUGUACGCCUCCCAGUGGUUCCUCACCCUCUUCACAGCCAAGUUCCCCCUUUAUAUGGUCUUCCACAUCAUUGACCUUUUACUGUGUGAGGGAAUUAGUGUCAUCUUCAAUGUAGCGCUGGCCCUUUUGAAGACAUCAAAAGAUGAUCUUAUCCAGACAGACUUUGAGGGAGCUCUCAAGUUUUUCCGUGUUCCUGUUCCGAAACGCUAUCGCUCAGAGGAAAAUGCAAAGAAAUUGAUGGAGCUGGCAUGUAGCAUGAAGAUCAGUCAGAAGAAGCUGAAGAAGUUUGAAAAGGAGUACCACACCAUCAGGGAGCAGCAGGAGCAGCAGGAGGCUCCCAUUGAGAGAUAUGAGAGGGAGAACCGCCGCUUACAAGAAGCAAACAUGCGCUUGGAGCAGGAGAAUGACGACCUGGCACACGAACUAGUCAGCAGCAAGAUUGCUCUGCGCAAAGACCUUGACAAUGCUGAGGAGAAAGCAGAUGCCCUAAAUAAAGAAUUGCUGCUGACCAAACAGAAACUUGUGGACUCCGAGGACGAGAAGAGGCGACUGGAGGAAGAGUCAGCACAGCUCAAGGAGAUGUGCCGACGAGAGCUUGAUAAAUCUGAGAUGGAGAUCAAGAAGAACGGCUCUAUCAUUGGAGAAUAUAAACAGAUCUGCUCUCAGCUGAGUGAACGACUGGAGAAACAGCAAACUUCCAACCGUGAAGAACUCGAGAAGAUCAGAUCCAAAGUGGACGGCUGCGAGAAGUGCAGCAGCCUCUUCAACAAAGAAGGUCGGGUGCGGGCGGCUGUGACCUCAGCUCCUGUCGAGCAGACUGAGGAGACGGAUGAGGAGAAGGAAGGUUUGAAGAACCAGCUGAGAGAGAUGGAGCUGGAGUUGGCGCAGACCAAACUCCAGCUGGUGGAGGCAGAGUGCAAAAUUCAGGACCUGGAGCAUCAUCUGGGUCUGGCUCUCAACGAGGUCCAGGCUGCUAAGAAGACCUGGUUCAACCGGACCCUCAGCUCAAUCAAGACAGUCACUGGCAACCAGGGCAAGGAGACCACUUAGUCUGCAGCCGAGCAACAGGCCGUGUCCGGUGCUCAGUCCAGCUGCUGAAACCUGUGGACCACAGACCUGACCCUUCAGGCCAUAAUUCCAACACUAACCGUUACUUACCAGGAUGACCAUCACUGCUGAAACACUCCUAAUCCUGAUGUUGUCAGUCCGUUCUUUAUAUUCUUUUACUGGUACAUCUGCCCGCACUGAGGAGGACAGGGGUAAAGCGCCAUGUUACCCAGCUGUACUUGUGCUUCCACCACAGAAAGAGGAAGAUAAACCCAUCACUAAUUUCUGUCUUUGUACUGCUGACACGGAAGACGCUGAAGGAGGGAAGGAUGGACAUCUCCUGACUCAAAAUACUGGCCCAAACUGGUCUGUGUGUUUUAGGUACGAAAGCUAAUAGACGCUUUUCCAAACCAUUUUUUUUUUCUAAUUUAUGUGUGAACAAUGUGUUUUUUUUUUUUAUGUACGUAAUUGAAUGUGUCACGAGGGAGCGUGUGAGUGUGCAUGUUUAAUGUUCGUGUGGUCCUACACAGUGUGUGUCAACGCACAAAUUACUGACUGAAGUUCCUGUGUGUGUGUGUGAGUAAGAACCUGGAGGGAAAGGACAAGCACUAAAGUGGUGAAUGUUUGCAUGCAUGGAGAAGCGAAGGCAACCGGUUCUAAAUAUAUGUUCGAUCGUGUGUAUGAAUGCCUUUAGUCUCAACUGAAAGUUGAGUAUGUCCAUUCGAAACUCAGAAACAAGUCUGAUUUUUGUCCGUUUUGUUGGGUUUGGGUCUUAAGCACAAACAUUAAAAAAAUGGCUCCAAACCCUACAAAGCAAAGUUUAAAUUCUGAUCCAUUUCAAACUGAGGGGUGCCAUGUCUGUUGCGACCACGCAUGAGCCACUCUGCUGUCUUGGUCACGUCACAGGCAGAAAUGCCUCUUCGACUUCAAGAUUGUUUUACAGCCCGUAAAAUAUCAAAUACGCACACCACUACACAUUUCCGUGGUUUCAAACUAGUGUCAUCAUUUCAAUGUUCUGAAUUUAGUUAUUAAUCUACAACAAAUACAAAUAUGGGGUGUUGAACAAAAGUUAAUGCUCAUGUACUGUUGCCAUAGUGACGUUCGGAAGCUGGUGGAGGCUUCAGGCACUGGCUGAACCGACACUCCCUCCCACCCUCACUGGUAGUAGCUGCUGCUCUUUGACUUAUAACCUCCACUGGACGGGUCGUGUUGUAGUGCGGGGAGGCAGGGCGGUUCGUGUUUCAUUUGCACGUGUUGCCACACACUUGCAUCCAUGCACAACACAGUGAUCAAGAAUGGGCAUAUGAACGAUUCAGUACUGAAUUAUUACACACAGUUUUCUUGUAUCAUACUUCUGCACACAGCUCUGGUGGGUGAUGAUUGAGUUCCGGUUCCCUAAUAAUGUUUGAAGCAUCGUUGAAGUGGUGCGAUGCUUGCUGCUUACUCACAAAAGCAGUGGAAUUCUCUUGUCAGUGGGACGAGUGUCAGAUUUACCGAGACCAGAUGGUUCAUCAUUUUAACUGCCGUGAAUUGGCACCCUCUUUCACAGUCAAGCCGACCGUCAUUUCCAAGGUGCUUUCAAGAACAUGACAGGAAAAUGUUGCAUGCAGAUGCCGUGACAGAACGCACCACCUCCUGGAUGUGACGGCGUGGAACCGGAUAACUACUGCACAAAUAGCUCACAAAAUUGAGCAAGAUAAACACGCUCUGAGUGGAUACGGAUGGAACCGCUUCGGAGCGCUUUCCCAUGCUGGAGGUGGAUCAAGAUUGAGGUGAAAAUCAUUCCACAAAGCAUGGAAAUAUCACACAACUGUUUGGAAAGAAACAGUUCAAUGAUGCAGUUGUGAUGGUCCUGUCAUGACCAUCCAUAAUGUAGGACGUGGACGAUACUGUGGCUCUCAAUACUUACUACAUGCCCUUGUUUCUCCAUUUCACACACACACAAUAUGUAUGAAUGUACGGGUUGAAAUGUCCCCCACACAAACUGUUGGCAACCAGGAGUGUAACGCUGCACUUUAAGUGUGUAUCAAUGUCGCAAGACUUGCAAUGUCAGUCACAGGAGGUCAGAAGUCAGGGCAGAUGUCUAAAACGUUCCUCAACGAGAGGAGCAAGACCGGAGGGACAGAAAGUGUUGGCAUGUGUGUUUCUACGGCAUCCAAGACAUGAUGUCAGCCAUUGUUAUUGUGUUUGUUUGUUGUUUUCAGUCCUCCACUCUUGUGAAAUUGGACUGCGGGAUGAAACCGAAGCAGCCAAAAAUAGAUACUGUAAAUAUAAACUUGAGAGUGAUUGGAAAGAGAUGCGCAAAGAAGUAUAUUCAGCUGACGUACAUAAAGGGCCGUUUCUUGAAUAGGCACUGGGUUGUAAAAUAGAUAUGAAACACAUUAAUGAAUAAACAUUGAGGUUUUUCUUUAUGAUUUUGUACUUUGUAACUUUGACUAAUGUUGCCUACCUACCUGCUGCUGUGCUACAGUUUAAUCCAACAUGAGGUUUUUAUGUUUUUUAAUGUUGAUUUUUGGCUCCAAGCUUCGAUGUCUGACUGCUGUUUCGUUCAUUUCAUGCCAAAACGUAGCUUUAUCAACAACAAAAUCAUUAUCAUUGUGUGGAAAUUGUAAUAGAGUAGAUUGCAUUGUGUACACUUCAUGGAUUAUAAAGA
This is a messenger RNA of Synchiropus splendidus (mandarinfish), 6135 nucleotides long. RefSeq names its product rab GTPase-activating protein 1. Bases 210 to 3485 code for a protein of 1091 amino acids. Lineage: Eukaryota; Metazoa; Chordata; Actinopteri; Syngnathiformes; Callionymidae. The transcript is spliced from 27 exons. The record is from RefSeq and is a predicted model, not a curated record.